Equus quagga is the source of this 11814-nucleotide messenger RNA. RefSeq names its product KIAA1549 ortholog. Bases 1 to 6168 code for a protein of 2055 amino acids. NCBI's taxonomy places the organism in Eukaryota, Metazoa, Chordata, Mammalia, Perissodactyla, Equidae. The record is from RefSeq and is a predicted model, not a curated record. The transcript is spliced from 22 exons.
AUGAGUUCAGAGAAUGAAGAAAAGUGUGAAGACGAAGUCCCAGAUCUAAGGCCCUGCCCCGGAGGCUGUCACACACGCAGGCGCCCCGCCCACACCUGCUGCCCCGCGCAGAAGGCAGCGGAGCGGAGCCGGAGCGAGGGCCCGCCGCCCGGGCCUGGCCAGGCUUUCCGGCUCGGACCCCUCCUCGCGGGCCUCCCUCCCCGGGCGCCCCCGGGGGCGAACGCGCGCGUCCCAGGGCGCCGGGCCCCGGCGUCGGCUGCGGGUCGGGGCAGCGCGGGCCGCCGGCCGGGCCCAGGCCUCCCGCGUCCCCCCGGCGCCCCCUCCCGGGAGGGACGACAAACCACCCAUCUGAAAAACAACGGCGAUGGGAAGCCCCGCGGCGGGGUCGCGCUGGUCCCGGGGCCGAGCGGCCGCGGGCCUUCCGCCCGCCGCGCCCGCCGCCGCCGCCGCCGCCCGGGGCUGCUGCUGCCCGGCCUCUGGCUGCUGCUGCUGGCCCGGCCGGCCUCGUGCGCGCCAGAUGAGCUCUCUCUGGAACAGCACAACCUUUCUCUAUCCUCCGUGGAGCUCACGCUGAAGAAGAGCACCGUGCACAGCACUGCACAUGUGGCCUUAACAGAAACUGCUCCAGGGUCCCAGCAAAGCCCUUCUCUCCACAUCAUAUCAUCUCCAUCUACCGCUCCUUUUGAUACAACCUUUUUUAACCAAGGAAAACUGACCCAAAAUACAGCAGAUCACAGCAUCUUUGUGGCAAAUUACGUGUCAGUGACGAGCAACGAGGUGGUCAUAAAUGAUGAUGAAAUGGAUAACUUUUUGCCAGAAACUCACUGGACCACUUCCCAUGCGGUUUCUUCAAUACAGGAUGUCACAGUCGGCCCACUGGGGCUGCCCGAGGAAACCUUAGACUCUGUGCUGACUCCAUCAUUACCCGCGAUUUCUUUACAAGAUGAAGAAGUGACGUCAGCCUGGCAGAACACAGUGCAGCAACCAACAACGAGUGCUGAGGCCCCCAGUCAUUUCGAUGCUUUUCUGUCAGCUUUUUCCACUGCUGAGGGCAUAAUUCCAACUCCUGGGAGGAAUUUGGUGCUUUAUCCUACUGACACUUAUGGGCACUUACCAAACAGGACUUUGCCAGAGAUCGUGGCUUCAGGAACAGAGGAUGUGGAAACCCUCCCUUUUAGCACGCCAUCUUCAGUGCCUCAGCUGUUAGGCGAUGGCAUUACUCAACAGCCAUUUCCCCGCUUGGAGGAGGUCUCACCGUCUCCAGAGGAUGUUCUGGCCACAGGUGCAGACAGAUACCCUGAUGUGACCACUGCUUUGCUUCAAAGUCUGAAAGAAGCCACCUCUCCAAGAACGUACUCUGCUGCAGCUGUAUCACAGACAGCCCUUGCUUUCAGCAGCAGCAGCAGCAGCAGCAGCAGCAGCACAAAUUCAGAUUUGUUUUCAACUCCUCUUGCAUUUGUAUCCUUUUCUACUCAACCUGCUGAUGUUUCAUAUAACCCCUUUCUUCCCGGCAACUCCAUCGAAACAUCACAAUCGCCUGGCAAUUCGGUGGUCCCAAGUCAUGUGGCCAAGACUCACGUUGGGAGCCCCAUGUCUUCACUCAGACCGUACACAUGGUGCAUGUCCUGCACUCUGGCGUCACCUCAGCACAUUCUGCCAACGAGCCUCAUGGAGAAAGACGUGGGAUCUGGGGACGGUGCUGAGACCCUGUCUGUGACAGUAUUGGAAGUGAGCAGCAUCUCUCCACUGAGCAGCGUAGUAGUGGACUUCUCUGAAUUUGAAGGAGAGCCUCAAGAAUUUAAUACACUUUUUCCCUCAAGACCGAUAGUUCCACUUUCUUCUCGAUCUGUGGAAAUCUCAGAAAGGAGCACUGGUAUUUCAGCCGAGGUGGAUAUGAGUAUUGUUAUGACCACACCAGUGUAUCCUUCCCACGGCCACCUCUCUGUACCAGUGUCACUUGAUACUGCUACUUUGGGCUUGCCCUCUGUCGCUGAAACACAAGUAAUGCCAUCCAGUGUAACAGCUGUGUUUUCCUCGGUCACCACCAGUGUUCUCCUUGACUCAUCUUUCCCCGUCACAGCAAACAAAAACACACCAUCGCUCGCUCUCAGAGACCCUAGUCUUUUUGCAUCGUACACUUUGGCUCCUUCAGUAGAGUCUUCACUUUUCCCUGACCGAGAACCAGCCAGUUUUUUCCAACAUGAAACUGGAAGUAUUUUGGAUUUUGCCUCUAGCUUUUUCUCAACUCCACCGCUGGAAUUCAGCAGCUUGGUCCCCCUAUCUUCAGAAGUACUUUCUUCUCCAUCUCUGAUGUCAAGUGAUUUGUCAGUCUUCUUUUCUCAGACUUUUUCUACCUUGGUUGAGACACUUAUCUUGUCUGACUCUAUCCACUUGCAGUCACCUCAGCUUUCUGUUCCUAAUUCCACAAACCUUGGAUUUUCUCAGCUCCUGCCAAGUUCAGACUUGCUUUUAAAUACACUCACUGUUCUGCCUAGUUACUCUGAAACAUCACUACGGUCCAGCUUCCCCUCUGAUUCUCUCAAGUUCUCUGAAGCAUCAACAGUUUCACUGGCAGAUUCUGAAAGUCAUUUUACCUCAGCCCUCACUGAAACUACCUCCUAUUUUGAGUUUUCACUCAUCUCCCAUGAAUCCGCAGUCACCACACUGGGGCCCUCCAGUUCUGAGCCCACCCUUGACAUUUGGACUGCUGGAACUCACUCAACCUCACUUUUGACUGCUUUUCGUACUACACCCAUUUUAACAGAGUCUUCUCUCUUUUCAACUCUGAUACCUUCCAGUGAUGAUAUCAGUGCUACAAAUGAUCACGCGUCUGUCUUUUCCUCUUUCUCCAAAGUCAUUCCUACCACUACAGUACUGGUCACUGCCGUGUACUCGUCAUCAGCGUCCUCAUUGGUUUCUGAGCUGACCCCCUCACCUCUGCCUACAGAGCCGAUCUUUGUGGGCCCGUCAUUCACACCCACAGACCUACCGAUGAACACCUCCACUGAACUGAGCACAUCUAAUACCAGUGCUGCCCCUGAUAAUACCAUUGGCACCACCCUGAACAGCAAAACUGCAAGUCAGAAUCCCCACGGAAGCAGCACGACGCUCCCCCUGCCAUCCCUUCAUCCGGUGAUCACCCCCACUCCUCAAGCACCAGUUGAUACUCCAGCGCUGGUCACCACCAAGCUGCCAUAUGUAUGUGAUAUUACAGUUCCUGAUGCCUAUUUGAUCACAACUGUGCUGGCCAGAAGAGCCGUGCAGGAGUACAUCAUCACAUCCAUCAAAGAGGUGUUGAGGAUUCACUUCAAUCGUGCCGUGGAGCUCAAGGUUUAUGAACUAUUCGCUGAUUUCACUUUUCUGGUAACAUCUGGUCCUUUUGUUUACACGGCAAUAUCAGUCAUAAAUGUACUUAUAAAUAGUAAACUUGUACGUGACCAAACUCCUUUAAUCCUGUCUGUGAAACCUUCCUUCCUUGUGCCAGAGUCCAGGUUCCAAGUCCAAACAGUACUUCAGUUUGUGCCUCAGAGUGUGGAUACUGGCUUCUGCAACUUCACCCAGCGCAUUGAGAAAGGCCUGAUGGUAGCUCUCUCUGAAGUGAGAAAACACCACCAGGGGACGUACAACCUCACGGUGCAGAUCUUGAAUAUCACCGUGGGUUCUUCAAGGGUGGCUCCUCGGCGGGGCCCAGUGAACAUUGUCUUUGCUGUGAAAGGCUCGCAGGGGUUUCUGAAUGGGUCGGAAGUGAGCGAGCUGCUCAGGAACUUGAGCGUGGUGGAGUUCAGCUUCUAUCUGGGAUACCCGGUGCUACAGAUCGCCGAGCCCUUCCAGUACCCACAGCUCAACUUAUCUCAGUUGUUGAAGUCCUCUUGGGUGAGAACAGUCCUCCUGGGCGUCUUUGAGAAGCAGCUCCAGAAUGAAGUGUUUCAAGCUGAGAUGGAGCGCAAACUGGCCCAGCUGCUCAGUGAGGUUUCUACCAGAAGGCGGAUGUGGAGAAGGGCCACCGUCACUGCCGGGAACAGCGUGGUGCAGGUGGUAAAUGUGUCAAGGCUGGAGGGAGAUGACAAUCCCGUGCAGCUCAUCUACUUUGUGGAGGAUCAAGAUGGAGAAAGACUCAGUGCAGUCAAGUCUUCAGACCUGAUCAACAAGAUAGAUGUCCAGAGAGCAGCCAUUAUCUUGGGUUACCGAAUUCAAGGCGCUGUUGCCCAACCCGUGGACAGGGUAAAGAGGCCGUCCCCAGAGUCUCAGAGCAGCAACCUCUGGGUCAUUGUGGGCGUGGUCAUUCCAGUGCUGGUGGUGAUGGUGAUCGUUGUCAUCCUCUACUGGAAACUCUGCCGCACGGACAAGUUGGACUUUCAGCCUGACACGGUGGCCAACAUUCAGCAGCGUCAGAAGUUGCAGAUCCCUAGCGUCAAGGGCUUCGAUUUUGCUAAGCAGCAUCUGGGUCAGCACAAUAAAGAUGACAUCUUGAUUAUUCAUGAGCCAGCACCACUGCCAGGCCCUGUGAAGGACCACACCACGCCCUCUGAAAACGGAGAUGUGCCGAGCCCCAAGGCGAAGAUCCCGGCCAAGAACGUCCGUCACAGAGGAAGAGUUUCUCCCUCAGAUGCCGACUCUACAGUGAGCGAAGAGUCCAGCGAUAGGGACGCAGGAGACAAGACGCCAGGAGUGGUGAACGACGGCAAGUCCCACAGAGCCCCACAGAGUGGGCCACCGCCCCCCAGUUCAGGGAAUGAACAGCACUCGUCAGCCUCCAUCUUUGAGCACGUGGACAGGAUCUCCCGCUCCUCAGAGGCCAGUCGGCGGGUCCCCAGUAAGAUCCAGCUGAUUGCCAUGCAGCCGAUCCCAGCUCCCCCAGUUCAGCACCCCAUACUGGCUGACCGAGUGGCAGAAACCAACAAAAUUAACAAAGAGAUUCAGACGGCGCUGCGACACAAGUCGGAGAUCGAGCACCAUCGGAACAAGAUCCGGCUCCGCGCCAAGCGCCGCGGCCACUACGAGUUCCCGGUGCUGGACGAGCUGUCCUCGGGCGACACGCGCGAGCGGCACCGCGUGUACCGCCGGGCGCAGAUGCAGAUCGACAAGAUCCUGGACCCCACGGCCAGCGUGCCCUCCGUGUUCAUAGAGCCCCGGAAGAGUUCGCGGAUAAAGCGUUCUCCCAAGCCACGCCGGAAACACCAGGUCAACGGCUGCCCUGGAGAUGCCGAGAAGGACAGGCUGAUCACCACAGACAGUGACGGCACUUACAAAAGGCCCCCUGGCGUCCACAACUCUGCCUACAUUGGCUGCCCAUCCGAUCCUGACCUCCCAGCAGAUGUGCAGACACCGUCUUCUGCUGAGCUGGGGAGGUAUCCAGGCCUGCCCUUCCCGGCCUCCCAGUAUGUCCCGCCCCAGCCGUCCAUUGAGGAGGCGCGCCAGACCAUGCACUCUCUCCUGGAUGACGCUUUUGCCCUCGUGGCCCCCAGCAGCCAGCCUGCCAACGCUGUGGCUGCAGGCCCCGGGGUCCCAGCCGGCCUGGCUGUGAACAGCACUCCUUCCCGGGAAGAGAGGCGAGCCACUCAAUGGGGAUCCUUCUACAGUUCAGCUCAGACAGCCAACAACCCAUGCAGUAGAUAUGAAGACUAUGGAAUGACUCCCCCUUCAGGCCCAUUGCCGAGACCAGGUUUUGGCCCCGGUUUGCUGCAGUCUUCGGAGCUGGUGCCUCCUGAGCCCCAGCAGCCACAGGCGUCGGCUGAUGCCCCAUUUGCUGCCCGAGGGAUCUACUCUGAGGAGAUGCCGUCGGUGGCCCGGCCUCGGCCUGUCGGUGGCACCACAGGCUCCCAGAUCCAGCACCUGACGCAGGUGGGAAUUGCGAGCAGAAUUGGAGCUCAGCCAGUGGAGAUCCCAGCGAGCAGAGGUGCCCAGUACGGGGGACCAGGCUGGCCUUCGUACGGGGAGGAUGAAGCAGGGCGCAGAGAGGCCGUGCCAAGGACUUCAGGCAGGGAGCCCUCAGCUCCUCCCGGGAACCUCCCACACAGGGGGCUGCCAGGCGCCGGGCUGGCUUACCCUACCAGCUCCACGGAAGACCUCCAGCCCAGCCACUCCUCAGCUUCUCUCAUCAAAGCGAUCCGUGAGGAGCUCCUCCGGCUCUCCCAGAAACAGACCGCCGUGCAGAACUUCCACAGCUGAUGGGCCUCGCCUUGCAGAUUUGCCAAGUAUCUGCUUCCCGUGGAAGCAAGACUAAAAGGAAAUCAGCUGAAUGGGUGUUUGUAAGAGGACGAGCAUCUCCUGGACUAGGUGCCCACGUCAAGGAGCAAGUUGCAAUUUUAGAGGAUGCCAUAAGUCACGUGACAGCUCAUGAUGCUUUUAAAUAAGUUGGCAAUUUUGUGACCACUUGGGUUCAAUCGAAAUUUACAUACUUUGGGCCAAAAGCCAGCAGCACUUCACGAAAGACAAACCACAAACCUAAGCUAACAAAAUUACCAAGUUAGUCCUCUUUUUAAAGGCAAAAGAUGAAAAUGUGUAGAGGGUCUAGGGAUUCAAGGAUCCAGCGUUUCCGGGGGAAGAUGUGAUUCAGACUGGUUUGUACGAUGAACCUGCUGCUUUGUUUUCUGAGAAAAGAGAUUUGAAGACAUUUUAUUAACAGCUUGAUUUCCCUCUUUUUCUCCAUAGGAACUUAUUUUAAUAGUAAUAUUAACAACAAGAAUACUAAGACUGUUCGGGAAUUAAAAAAGCUACUAGUGAGAAACCAAAUGAUAGAUUGUAGAGCCUGAGGAUUCCAAACUGAAGCCAUCAUCUGCAUUUUCCUUCUUCUUCUGGUGCUACAGCUCCGAGAGCCCCUUCUCGUUAUGUGUGUGAAAUGCAACUUUGGCUUUAUCAACGGAAGAAUAUGUUGAAGGUUUCAUUUUGUUCUAGAAAGAAAAAAAAAACCCUUCCCAAUCAGGGGAGGAAAGCUUAGUAUUUAUUUGGUUAUUCAAAAUACAUAUCAAAAUUUAGAUUUACAUUCUUCAUUGUAUUUGCUGUUAAUUCACUGGGCACGUGCAACUGCCGAUAGCAUCCCAUUCAGCACGUGCCAGCAUUAAGGCCAGUCCUGUAGAAUGAGGCUCUCAGGAGGUCCUAACCCGUCCUUGCACUUUGCUGGUGAGUUGCUCACAAACUGUUUGAAUGAGAAAUCUUACAUAAGCAAAACUUCUUUUUAAAACUUCCUCAUACCACCGAUUGUUAUUCAUGAAUACGUUCCUAGCAAUCUAAUUCUCUGUGUUCGACACCUGGAGAUGAGACUGUGGUUCGGUCUCUCGGUAAUGAAUCAAGAAAUGUAAAGAGGAGCUUUGAGACUGUGAGGGAAGGAGAGAGUUGCUCCGAAUUCCUCAUUCUGUUGUGCGUGACGCUGCUGAGUGACUGUUAGAACCAUCUGAUGUACUUUGGCCCUGACAGAGGGUAUCAUCUCAAUUGAGAUUUACUCCUGAAGUAACCAUUUCCCCACUUCCCAAAUUAGAAUAAGAAAUAUAACAACCAGGGCUGCUCUGUUUCCCAUGAGCUAAGUGAAAUUCAGGAGAAAAACAGACCUGGAGAACAGAUUUCCACUAUAAUAAUCCUCUUUUUUAAAUCAACUAAUACUUUUAAUUAAACAAUAGAUAAACAGGCAGAAUUUGGGGCUCUGAGUAAUCAAAAUCUGUGCAUCUGUGCCAAAUUUAAGAACCCUGAAACAGCUAAAAUAGGAUUCCAAAGUGUCAGCAUUGGGUUCUGGAAUCAUGUUUCAGCGCCUCCUUAAUUAAGCCGGUCAUACAAACCUGUAGUGUAGGGAAAAUUGGUUCUGGGAAGUUCAAAUGUAGUCAUUUCCUAUCUGUGCCCCUCUGAAAGAGGAGUGGGCAGGAGAAGGGUCUCUCCAGGAUGUUAAAUAAAGGAAUGAAACUCCUUUUCAAGCAGUCCUCACAGGCCCCAAAGAGCGUGGGAGAGAAGACCCUCCUCUGGGCUUGGUUCUUAGCUCUUGGUCUUGGUUUAAUACCAGACUUUCCCCCAAGUGGAGGAUUCUCUUUGCAAUGUCCACCAGAAAUAUCAGGUUUCCUGAAUGUUAUUAAGAAUUUCAACAUCCCACAACUAGAAGGACCUGCAACUAAGAUAUACAACCAUGUAUGGGGGGGCGGUUUGAGGAGAUAAAGCAGAAAAAAAAAAAAGAAUUUCAGAUAGCCAAGCAGAAUUUUAUCUAACAGUGAAUUCAGAUCAUGUGACAGCUAAUGGAAUAAAUGCAGGCCUCUCUUCUUCCGUUCUACUCAAGGUCUUAAGUGUUUGCACGCAGAGUGUACUAAAAAGGGUCACCUCCCUUGUAUGUUGCAGAAACGGGCCUCUGUUUUAAAGGGGGCUGCGAUAGCAAUUUUGAUGCCUUUCAAACGAGCAUAAAAGGAUUCUACCUGUAUUGUUAUUCUUAGAAUUGGUACACUUUUAUACCGUUUCAGGACCAAAGGUAACGUAUAAUAAACAACUAGUGGUGGUGAGUGGUGUGGUUUGAGCAGGCCCUUGGGUUCACCAGCACUCUUGUGUUGGCCGUGAAGCACACUCAGUUUGCACUUGUCGCUAAACACCUGCCCCGGCAGUUUUACCCAUCACCGAACUCAGAACAGACUCUCUGUCCUGGGUACCACCAUGCUCAGAUGGGUCUUCAGACACUCAGUUAAUGUGAUCCACCUGAAAGAAAGGUCCUCAAGUUGGUUAUCAUGUAGCUUUGGAGUUCCAUAUAUUGAAGCACUCUCAAAUGAAAAAUUAAAUGUUAUGUCUAUUCUUUUUUCCUGUUUUAAAAGUUUUAGUGGUAAUAACACGAGCUAUAAAUUUGAGUCAGAGUUUUAGAGAAGAUUGGAGAAAUGAUCAUUUGCAGAGUCUACUUUGUCACUCAUUUGCUGUGUCAGGUCCCUUCUCUGAGCCUCAUUCUCCCUAUCAGCCAAACGAGGACAGACCUCCCUGGCCCCCUCCCAGGAUUUCUCAUUGUGAGAAUCAGCUGUGAUGGUCAUGUGUGCAAACGUCUCCUGUGGAGGGAGCACAAAGCACUGUGAAAUGUACAAUGUUAUCUGUGUGGUUCUGCUGGGAUGGACAAUGUGAUACACUAUGAUCUACUGGUGAAUGAGUUCACAUGGAGGUAACCAGAGCAAAACUAAAGGCCCCCUGUGACUCCGCUUCCUCUCGCCUGUUUUGCUUUAAAUUCACUUCCUUCACCUUUAACUUUCAAACAGCAUUUAUUAAACAUCUUUCUGCUGCUGAUUUUCUGCUGUUUCCGGCACCAAAUAAGUCAACAUUGAGCCCUGCCUUCUGCAAUCUUAGAAUCUAAGUCAGAUAACACAGACGGGUAUAAAAGAUGGACGAUACAGAUAAGUACAAUGGUUUAAACAUCAGUAAAAUGCAUUGAAAGUACACAAGUGCAUUAGGUAUCAGAAGAAGAUGUGGAAGUGGCACAUUUGGAAGUGGUGGGCUCUUGGGGAGGAGUCAACUUCGGAAGCUACUUUACUGAAGACGGGGGGGAGCCGCCCGGGCACAAGGCGAGAUGGUGUGUGAAGAGCCAAGAGGGGACCUGGGGAAGGAUGUAGCAAGUGGGUGAAGCUGUCAUUGAAAAUGAAUUUGAUCUGCUACAAUAUGAGGAUGAAAUCCCUAACCACGCUGUUUAGGGAGUUUCAAUAAAAGGAGAGGAGGAAGUGUUCCUAUGAGGAUAUGUUUGCAGUAAGACAGCAAGAAAAUGACGAGGUUGUGAAGAAAGUCUACAGAGGAAGAGAUCCGGGCUGGAGGAGCGGAGGGGAGAGUCCCAAGAACCGCUGAAGGAGCAAAUGUAAAGUAUGGAGAGAGUGCUAAGUAUUCCACCGAGGGUUACUGCUUAGAGCAGAUCUCAGUGGUCAGCGUUCAGCACAUUAAAUCCUUUGUGGAACAUAGUGGGUUAUAAAGAAAUGUAUUUGACUUCUUUACAGCUACCUACACAUUUUUCUCCAAAUUUUAUUUCAGAGUCUGUUUUGAUUUUGGUGGCACUUGGCUCUUGAGCAGCAGCCUAAGCGGGUUUUUGCCAACCAGAUUUUCAGGGCAUGAGGCCUGUGAUGCAGAGCACAGGUGAGGGUACGCCUGAAGGCUUUGGGCUGAAACAAGGAAUUCUGUGCUUUAUGAGCCUCCCAUUUAACUGUGUACAGGGUCAGUGUUUACUGCAUUGGCACAACUUCUUCGUGCUCUAGUGACCAAGCCGAUCACUCGGACACUGAUUUGCAUUUGCAGUAAUUCACAGGUUAAUCAUUAAAUUUCUCUGUCCCUUUCAUACUAGAUUCUUAGCCAUGAAUGAAUUUGUCAGUUGGAAGGAAAGCAGGAUAAGGUUCUGGGCCGGGGGGAAGAGGGCUCUAGUCUUAACUACCAUGCUGACUUCAGUGCUAGUUGAGUUUUAGCCAUUUCAUUUCUACCUCCAGAGCAAGUCUCCAAAGCCAGUCUCCAGAGCCUGCUUAUCCACAUUUGUCCCCGACAGGAGUGUGAGGAAGUCCACUUCUCUACCUGCACAUAGACCAUUUGAACCCAAAACACGUUUUUAUGGGACGGUAACUUGAACUUCAUUUUUGCAUUUCAUCCAACACGUUAACAGAUAACAGGUGAGAAGAGUUUCUAUGAGCAACUGCUGUAACAUACUCAUAAAAUGUAAUAGGCUUGCACCCAUCACCCAAUGAACAAGGAGUGUGUAUAUUUCAGGUUUCUUUUGAUAUUCUUGGAGGUGAUUUUUUCUCUAGUAUUAAAAAGACUUGAAAACUGAAACCUCACGGUACGAUCCUAAUUCCAUGCUGUGUGUGUAACAGGACACUUGAGAAUUUAUCUUAAGAACACGCAGCAGCAUUGAAAUUUAGGAAAAGAAUAUUAAAUGCCUUUGGAAACAUGAAACAAAGUUAGGAACCGGCGAGCGAGUGAGGGAAGGAGUGAAUGUCCUAAUUGGAGGCACUCUAGUCCGGAUGAGUUUCCUACAGGGUAGGUAAUUAUGCCGUUCCUUGCUUUUCCUUCUUGCUCCAGGUUUUCCUGCUCUGGGGCCACUUCACAUUUAAAGAAAGAGUGAAUAGGUAGAAGGGACAGAGAUGGAAAUGUAAGUGAUGUGAGUCUCUGAUUCCAUGGAACCUUUCUGGACAAGUUGGAGCAUCGCAGUCUCAUGCCCACCAGAUUUCAAGCAUUCGUAACUCAACUCCCUAAGUGUGCCAGUUAGGGAUAGUAGAGGGCCAGGUUCAAGCCAGAUACCCUGUACUGGUCCUCCUGGACCUGUGGGGCAAGGAGGAGGCACGAGGGAUGGAUGCUCCACCAAUUAGCUCAGUUGCUCUAAGCACCAGAGGGCUUGGUUCAGAAAAGGGGAGGAAGAACUCAACUUUGCCGUCCCUCAGAGCAUCGUGGAGGGAGCAUGGAGACCGGGCCAGCGUUGUCCUUACGGGAAAGGGGGGCUGAGCAGAGCCGCUCUGGGAUGCCCGCUUGUCUCCUCCUCCUUUGUCAAGGUCCAUGUUCUUCUGACUCUUUCUGCACUCUCGUUCCCAGAUUAUGAGUGUUAAUGUACGAAAAUAUGCAGAGUAAAUUGAGGUCCCUUGGGGCCUCAAUACUGCAACUUGAACUUGACAAUCAUGGUUUGCUGGUCUCAAAUGGACACUUAAACUUCAGUAUGGGUAUAUGAUUUAGUAAUUGAACCCUCCCUUCUAUUUGUCGGUUAUGUUUCUACCCUUCAAUUAGCUGCACUGUUUUCUAAUGUGCUGUAGAGUUUUUGAAAUAAUUUAUGCAAGUGUUUGGUUUCCAUGUUUACAAUUUAUACAGCUUUCCUAGCAUUUUAAAUGGAAAUGUCAAUAAAUGCUAUGAAUUGGU